Fomitiporia mediterranea MF3/22 is the source of this 648-nucleotide messenger RNA. RefSeq names its product Mn superoxide dismutase. Gene Ontology annotation, cellular component: mitochondrion. Gene Ontology annotation, biological process: superoxide metabolic process. Gene Ontology annotation, molecular function: superoxide dismutase activity; metal ion binding. NCBI's taxonomy places the organism in Eukaryota, Fungi, Basidiomycota, Agaricomycetes, Hymenochaetales, Hymenochaetaceae. The transcript is spliced from 4 exons. Bases 1 to 648 code for a protein of 215 amino acids. The record is from RefSeq and is a predicted model, not a curated record.
AUGCGCCCCGCCUCUUCGCGCUUGUUUGCGGCGGCUGCAGCUGCAAAUUCGCUGCGAAGCGUUCACACACUCCCUCCCUUACCAUAUGAAUACGAUGCACUCGAACCGCACAUCUCGAAGGAGAUUAUGACAUUGCAUCACACCAAGCACCACCAGACCUAUGUAAAUGGUCUCAAUGCAGCAGAAGAGGCAUACGCCAAGUCCAAGUCGACGCAGGAGAAGAUUGCCCUUCAGGCAGCUCUCAAGUUCAACGGCGGUGGGCAUAUCAACCAUUCACUCUUCUGGACGAAUCUUGCUCCGGCAUCGGGAGAUGGUGGAAAACUGAGUGACGGUCCGCUAAAGCAAGCUCUCGAACGUGACUUCGGCUCUGUCGAGAACUUCAAAAAAGAAAUGAAUGCUAAGACUGCAGCUAUUCAAGGGAGUGGAUGGGGUUGGUUGGGCUACAACAAAGCAACCAAUAAGUUGGAGAUAGUAACAACACCAAACCAGGACCCUCUUCUCUCACAUCUUCCGAUUAUUGGCAUCGACAUCUGGGAGCAUGCUUUCUAUCUUCAGUACAAGAAUGUGAAACCUGACUACCUCAACGCAAUCUGGAACGUCAUAAACUUCAAGGAAGCAGAGAAGCGGUUCAUUGACGGCUCGAAGUGA